Molecule: messenger RNA, 2193 nt
Organism: Phycomyces blakesleeanus NRRL 1555(-)
Lineage: Eukaryota; Fungi; Mucoromycota; Mucoromycetes; Mucorales; Phycomycetaceae
Exons: 2
Coding region: 1-2193 (730 amino acids)
Molecular function (GO): nuclease activity
Source: RefSeq, a predicted model, not a curated record
AUGAUGCAUGAUAGAGAAAGAAGACCAAAUACCUUUUUCACUCUCCGGUAUUUGGUGACUGUCACUUUCCUCAUCUGUUGUGUACUUCUUGUCAAGAUACCUUUAUCGGAAUCUAUGGGUAUUCACGGACUUUCCUCGUUCAUUCAAGAACAUUCAAGCCUUGGAAAACAUAAAUCUUGGAAUGAAAACGAUUCAGAGGAUUCAUGUUUUAUAGUUGAUGGCAACGCCUAUGUGUAUCAUUAUGCACUUCAAUGCAAGACUGAUUGGACGUAUGGAGCCGAUCUGGUGAGAUCGCACGUCAUCGCUCUUCGUCAGGCCAGAAUCACCCCCGUUUUUUUAUUCGAUGGUGCCCUCCCGCAGGACAAGGAAGCCACACGAAUUAAGCGCUAUCGAAAUUACAUCGAAAAGGUCGUUUCUACCUUUAACAGCCUUAAGCAAAUCAAUGACAGCAACAAGACAGGCGAAGAAAAUCCUGAAGAUGCCAUCCAAUACUGGGGAGAUCUCUAUCUUAUCCCACCACUUACUCUUGAGGUGGUUGUACAAACCCUGAGAGAACUUGAUGUUGAAGUAAUAAUGUGUCGAGGAGAAGCGGAUGGAAUGGUAGCAGAAUUGGCUGAAGAAAGAGACGGUUAUGUGGUAUCAAAGGAUUCAGAUAUGCACGUAUACCCACAUCUUGGUAAGGGAUAUCUGCCCCUCGACCUUUUCUCGAUUGGCAAAGAUCCUAUUGUAUCUGGCACACUAUACCAACCACAAGUAUUGGCAAGUUUUCUGCGGAUCGAUACAUCUAUGCUACCAUUGUUUGGUACAUUGCUAGGCAACGAUUACUUUGAUAUUCAAAUGGUACGGUACCCUAUUAUGGAGUGGUGUUCUGCCCAUGGGUUUGGACUCAAAAGCCAGAGCAGUGCUCAAUGGCCUAAGUACGUCGCAGAAUUUCUACGGACAAUCGUACCCAAAAAUGGGAUAGAUAAGGAAGUCAUCGGAGCUGUUGUUAAAGAACUCAAGCCGAUUAUUCUUGCCAGCAGCAUGAACCAGCGCCAGGAAAAGGCUGACGGACUCGAACAAGCAAUCAUUUGCUCUAUCGAACGCUACGAUUCUACAUCACCUCUGAUUACUACUGAUGUAGAAGCAAAACAGGCCAUCGAGCUAAGCAGUCUUCUUCAAGCAGGUCAGUUGAGUAGACAAAUCCUGGACAUCGUGGAAACACAAACAUUUUGGUCCUUCAUAUUCCUUGAAGACCUUUCAAAGGAAUCUAGCUGUGUCGCGAGCCAGUCCUUACGACAAUACCUGUACACAUUGGUCCAUCCAAACGCUACACCGACUGUUACUGAAUACCUCCGCGAGAAGCAGCAUCUGGCUACUGUUGAAGUCCCUGGGUUGAGUUUGGAAGCGAUAGGAAAUAUUAUUCAUAAGCCAGUCAAGGCAGACGAUCUACUCAAAAAUUACAAAUUGCGAUCCGAGCUAUUUUUAAGUUUGCACAACACUACGCCUGCCAUUCUUGCAAAAGCAAACACAACUUUACAUUCACUUAUUCUCUGUCUGCGCUAUCUCAUCACUUCUUCACAUGAAAACAUCAAUAGACAACUUGCCAACCAUGAGGUAAUCGGUCUCCUGGUAGCAGGAAUGAAGUCUUUAGGCCCACAUAUUGGGUUCGCGCCUUCAGAUAUGCCUUCUCCAGAUCGAUCUAAGCCGAGUCUGAAUAAGCGUGCCAUUCAUCUCGCAGCCCAAUACCAGGCUGUUCUGUAUAGCUCUUAUCUCUUGGGACAGCUUGUAUAUGGGCCUGGACAAUAUCUCCAGGUUACUGGUGUAUUAGCAUCCUCUUACGAUGGGUUAGAGAUUCACACUUCACUUCAACAUGCUCGCGUCGGUGCUCACCUCAGCCGCAUUCUAGCGGGUUCAUCAACUGAGUUCAAGACAAUGUUCUGUCACCUGUGGGCUAUUGUCACUGAUAAACUAGAGCAUGCGAUCUCCCCAGUAUUUGAUUAUGGUCUGCCUUCACUCUCUCAAGGACCAGUUCCAGCUAAAUAUUGGACUCGCCAGACUAAUCUCAAAAAACGGGCCAAAAGCUCGGGCGAGCCUAAAAAUGACCGGUCUGCCAAGCGGACAACGGCAAAAUCAUCCCCAGGACAGGCUAGAGAGCCUAACAAGAACGUAUUUAACGUGUUGAGCUUUGGAUGUAGUUUUGAUGACGAAUAG